AUUGAGUGGGAACUAAAGAGAGAGGCGGGAGUCAGUUAGUGCGAGAGAACGAGAGAGGGGGAGUCAGUUAGUGCGAGAGAAAGAGAGAGGGGGGAGUCAGUUAGUGCGAGAGAACGAGAGAGGGGGAGUCAGUUAGUGCGAGAGAACGAGAGAGGGGGAGUCAGUUAGUGCGAGAGAAAGAGAGAAGGGGGAGUCAGUUAGUGCGAGAGAAAGACUUUGUUAGGAGAGAGAGAUCAUUCGGAAUUGGCAAGAGGUAAAAACUCUUUAAGUUUGUAUCCAAUAUAAUAUACAACCAAACUUCAAUUUUACGCUCACUUAUCCUGGAUGUGGGCUACAUAUCACCCUGGGAUUUAGCUACAAGAGUAACGUUCCUGCCGUCUCAUUUUUCUCGUCUUUAUUUUGUGUCAUGUGGCAGAACUGUGGAAGCUACAGAGGACAAUAGCGAUUCCACAGAGGAUUUGAAACAUUUGUUCUAUAUCGUAAUACAGAAGUGCGAAGAUGUCUGGGCAAAGCAUUACGGACAGGAUAACCGCAGCUCAACACAGUGUUACCGGAUCUGCGGUGGCAAAAACUGUGUGCAAGGCGACUACGCAUGAAAUUAUGGGGCCGAAAAAGAAACAUUUAGAUUACUUGAUCCACUGCACCAAUGAGAUGAACGUGAACAUCCCCCAGCUGGCAGACACGUUGUUUGAGAGGACGGCCAGCACCAGCUGGGUGGUGGUCUUCAAGUCUCUCACCGCCACCCACCACACCAUGGUCUACGGCAACGAGAGAUUUAUACAGUACAUGGCUUCAAGGAAUACGCUUUUCAACCUCAGUAACUUUUUGGACAAAAGUGGCCUGCAAGGCUAUGACAUGUCAACGUUCAUAAGGAGAUAUAGUCGCUACCUGAAUGAGAAGGCUGUGUCGUAUCGACAAGUCGCUUUUGACUUUACAAAAGUUAAACGAGGGGCGGAUGGCGUUAUGAGAACCAUGAACACAGAAAAGUUACUAAAGACCAUACCGAUUAUCCAAAACCAGAUGGAUGCGCUACUUGACUUCAACGUCAACGCCAACGAGCUCACCAAUGGAGUGAUCAACGCGUCCUUCAUGCUUCUGUUUAAAGAUUCCAUUCGACUGUUUGCGGCCUACAAUGAAGGCAUUAUCAAUCUGUUGGAGAAGUACUUUGACAUGAAGAAAACUCAAUGCAAGGAGGGCCUUGACAUCUACAAGAAAUUCCUUACUCGAAUGACAAGAAUCUCUGAAUUCCUCAAAGUAGCAGAGCAAGUAGGGAUUGAUCGAGGGGACAUUCCAGACCUCUCCCAGGCCCCCAGUAGCCUCUUAGAUGCCUUGGAGCAGCAUUUGGCUUCUUUAGAAGGGAAGAAGGUGAAAGAUUCCACAGCAGCCAGCAGGGCUAGCACACUCUCCAACGCUGUCUCCUCUUUGGCCAACACGGGCAUAUCUUUCACCAAAGUGGACGAGAGGGAGAAACAGGCAGCUCUGGAGGAAGAGCAGGCUCGCCUAAAAGCGCUAAAGGAGCAGCGUCUGAAGGAACUCCAGAAGGGGCCUUCUUUCUCUGCCACCACGGCUGCCUCCCCUGUGUCAAUGGACGGUGGGACCAUCAACACAGCACCGGCCAUCGACCUCUUCUCCACGCCCAGCUUCGCAAACAGCACUUCCAAGGCGGCGAGCGACCUGCUGGACUUGCAGCCUGCGUUUCAGCAGCAGGCACUGCCCAUCUCCACUGGCCUGCCGACAGCCAACACAUGGGGAGAUCCUUUCACUUCUACAGAAGCUGUCGAUGACUCCAUUCCAAACUUUAACCCUUUCCUAUCACAUCCUGUUGUUGAUGCUGUCCAUCUACCUGUCGACUCUUCCGAAGGUGUUAGUUCUAGGACACCCAGUCAUGAAAUGUUUGGUGAUCAUUACAAUCCCUUUAUUGAUUCGAGCACCUCCAUUGCAUCUGAUCAUGAGCACACAGUGCGGAUAGAGCAGUUUAUCUCAGACUCCUUCUGUGGGCCAGCAUCUUACCCUACCACCCCUCUCUUUCAAUCUGAGCCCCCUGCUGUAGCUGGUCUAUUUGGAGGGUUCUCAGCUUCUCCCACCCCGCAGCCUCAGACCGCCAGAGGCCUUAAUGUCGACUUUGACUCUGUGUUUGGCAACAACGUUGACUCGGCUGGUGGCAUCCUCAAACCCACAGUGGCCUCCUUGCCCGGCCAGGGGCAAAUCCCCAGCGGGCAGCAGCCUGGGAAGCUGGUGUCCGACGACCUGGACUCGUCCUUGGCCAACCUUGUCGGCAAUUUGGGAAUUGGCAAUGGCGUGGCAAAAAAUGAUAUUCAUUGGAGUCAGCCUGGUGAGAAGAAGUUGACGGGUGGAAACAAUUGGCAACCAAAGACUGCUCCCUCUACCACAUGGAACCCUGCCACCAUGAACGGAAUGCAUUUCCCACAAUACGCACCAUCUGUCAUGGCCUUCCCUGCAACAACGCCGACGGGAAUGAUGGCAUAUGGAAUGCCUCCCCAGAUGGGUUCCAUGGGCAUGAUGACCCAGCCCACUAUAAUGUACAGCCAACCAGUCAUGAGGCCAGCCAACCCCUUUGGCACGGCCCCAGGAGCACAGCCCUCGGCAGCUUCUAGUCCUUCCAGUCAGAGUCCUCUCAGAGCACCAGGAAAGGACCCCUUUGCACAACUCUCUCUCAAGGAUUUCUUGUAGAACCUCUUUAGCAGAUGCAGUUCAUGUAACUUAAAAAGGAGGCUUUUGCCCUCCGAAGACAAACCAUGAAGCAGCGAGACUAACUUUCAAGCAAAAAUCCAGUUAACUGUUAUACUCCUCGUCGAGAAUAUCAGCACAAAUAAGGACUCAAGGGGGGAAACCAUGUCCAAGAGGCGUCAAGUAUAGGACACGGAUCCCAUUUUGUAAUUUGUCUUCCGAGAAACAGUGUGCGCUGCCAUUCUAACCCCUCUACAGGGAUCACUCACCCCAUUGGUCUUCUGUAAAAGAUACAAAUGGUUGCGGAAAGGGAGACAUUUUGACUUUGCUGUUAUGUAUGGAAAAUAGUGGUUUAUCACAGAAUUGCUUGAUCCGAUCAUCAAUCGUACAUUAUCUAAUUGAACCAUAACUGAUUAGUAAAGCUAACCUCUGUUUAUACCACGAUUUUCAAAAGAAAUUGUAUUACGUUUGCAGUAGACAUUCCUUGUGCAUUGUUUGUAUUUAUUUAUACUCACGGAGGAUAUGACAUUGAACUCUUCAGGUGUAUACAUGGGUAUGAUUGGAUUUGUAUAAUUGGAGUUUGAGUGUGACUGAGUAAAAAAAAAAAAAGUGAAUAUAAAGAUGGAAAAUGUAACUGACUGAACCAGCAUAAUGUCAAGCACAGUUCUUAGUAGCUCAGUCACAACCCUGGGGUGAUAUUGGCAUAAAACAAGUUUAAUGAUUCAAUAGUCAAUUCUGUGAGCUUGGGUCUUUUUUUUUCUCUUAAGGGAACAUUUUCACUCACUAGCAAAGCACUACAUUUGUGAUUUGCCGGCAUUGCGUUGAACGAUCCACAUUUUAUGCUUUACACUUGGCAUGUAAUUUAUUUUACAUGGAACAAUUCUAUGGCUGCCUUUCCAAAAUGAAUGUGCAGAGUGUCCUUCAUGCUUAGGCCAUCUUUACAUAGACCAGCAUUGGGGUUGGGGGAAAGGAGGUGGUCACAGGAGGCAGGGGAAAGAGCUGUGGAUGUCACUGGUCAGCUCUAAGUGUCAGAUCUGAAUUAAAUACUAUUUGAAAUCUUUUAAAUACUUUGUUUGCUCUAGCUUGUCUAGAGUGCCAGAAGGGCUGGGUUAGCAGUUUUGGGACUAUUCUAUUGGUCUAUUAAGCCAUACAAGAUCACUCAAGCACAGAUAAAGUAUGUUAAAUUAAUGUCGGGUAAGUGGGCAGUAGGAUCCAGUUGCGCGGGGGGGGGAAAUGGAGCACUGUUGAUCGGUGCUUUGUGUAUAUAAAAUGGAUCCUUUCCAUCAUGGUGGGUGGGACAUGUGCAGGAUGGUCAGAACAUGAAGGUUAUUCUAUUCAUCAAAUUAGCAUUUUAACUGCAUUGUACCUGCAGAUUUAUAUUUUUGUUUAUAUUAAAUAUAUAAAUAAAUGUAUGCAUAAUUUGGUAGAUUUUUUUUCUUUUCAAUAAAGUGUUUUGCAACAGUA
Molecule: messenger RNA, 4152 nt
Organism: Oncorhynchus nerka (sockeye salmon)
Lineage: Eukaryota; Metazoa; Chordata; Actinopteri; Salmoniformes; Salmonidae
Gene: picalma
Product: phosphatidylinositol binding clathrin assembly protein a
Exons: 24
Coding region: 499-2691 (730 amino acids)
Biological process (GO): synaptic vesicle budding from presynaptic endocytic zone membrane; clathrin coat assembly; clathrin-dependent endocytosis
Cellular component (GO): extrinsic component of presynaptic endocytic zone membrane; synaptic vesicle; clathrin-coated pit
Molecular function (GO): SNARE binding; clathrin heavy chain binding; 1-phosphatidylinositol binding
Source: RefSeq, a predicted model, not a curated record